AAAGUAUUUAUUUAUUUGCAUGUAUUAUUUUUUUAUCUUAAAAAACAAAUACGGUAUAUAUGUUAACUUUUAACUUAGCUUUGUAUUCCGGACACCAGCCGCAACUAGAAGCAGAUAUCAUCCGAAAACUGCCUGCUACAGGACAAGCCUGCUAUAAAAAUGGAAAAGUCAAUUCUUUACACCAGUCGUUUUCUAGAGUUUAAACCGAUUUCAUCAAGCGCCUCUACAUGAUAGUUUUUAUCACCAUAGGCUUUCUUGUAGCCUUUCGUGUUGCCACGCCAUUGACAAUUCCGAAGGAGGUCACAUUGUUCCCUGACAGCACUGAAAUUCGGAAGCAAAUAGCCCAGAUCAGUUGCGAUGGGUCCUACACGUUUAGCUUUCGAGCUUCAGAUGGAACUUUCCUAAUUGAACACAAGGAUGCCGACGGUUAUGUUACGGGAGAGUUCGGGUAUACAAAUCGAAGGGUAAAACUCUCAGACUACAUUUCACAGAUUAGUGCUGCAAGACGAUCGCUUGGCCUCCACAAUACUGGUAGGAAAGAGUGUGAAACUCAUGCAAACACAGACAAAGCAUUAAACACCCCAAAAUCUGGUGCUACCGCGAUUGCGGAGGAUGAAACGGUUGACAUUCAUGCAUCUUUUCUGCCUGGACCAGAAGAAAAGAAAACCAUUCUCCGCGAACGACCAAAGUUCUUCAAAUUUGGUGAAGCUAUCUUCCGUUCGGUUUCGACAACGUAUGGAUCUGAGAAAAGGUUACAAACGAAAUAGAUAAAUUUGUCCGUGGUCUCAAAAGAAACUAAAUAGAAGGCAAGACUUUUCCACUGAAACGUUUGUCGAAAUGUCAGACCUGGUUAUAUGUGGAACUUGAAACUCUGUAAUUUGAGAUGGAGCUCGCUUACGCGGAUACAUAAUUCAAGUAUUUUUGCAUGAA
Molecule: messenger RNA, 930 nt
Organism: Daphnia magna
Lineage: Eukaryota; Metazoa; Arthropoda; Branchiopoda; Diplostraca; Daphniidae
Exons: 5
Coding region: 228-767 (179 amino acids)
Source: RefSeq, a predicted model, not a curated record